GGGGAACUGUGAACCCCGCGGGGCGCUGGAGGAGGCCGUCUGCCCGCAGCGCGGCCCAGCCCUACCUGCCCGGCCGCUGGGUCCCCGCAGCCCCGUGCUGCGCGUGUCCCUGGGCAGAGAAGCGGCCCAACGGGGCGGCCACGGUCGGGUGCUCCUGGUGCGCGUGCAAGGGGCUGCGCGGAGCAGGGGCUGGGCGGCGGGCCUCUCUCUGGAGGCGGCUGGCUUUCAGAAAUUAAAAUCGAACCAGAACGGUCAAAAGGCCUGGAAAGCCAGCAAGAAUUACAAAUAGGGAUUGAAAGCUAAAGAGAGAGAAAAUCUUAAUUAGAUCUCCACCAACCUGUAGAGAAACACAUUUGGAUUAAAAUGAAAUGGAGCUUUGUACUCUCAGGGUUUCUGAGCAAGAAUGGAAGAGGAAUUAUUCACAAUUGCUAUUUGUGAAGCUGGAUUGCUUUUUCUGUGAACUUGUCUUUUUAAAUUUUCACCUUGUCAGAAAACGGUGAAAAGCUGCUGGGAUGGUGUAUUUGGGAUAGUUCUUAUCACAGGACACGGCAGAAACAUUUCCAUGGCUGCAGAACACAGGCAGAGUUUCCUAUUUAAUCCUCCUCCCCAGGGUAACUCCAUUGCUCAUUUCGUAGGCCAGCCUGUCCACCAUUCAGUGGAGUUCAGCAAAACUUGCCUUCUAUUUCACCACCACAGAUAUUUUCUCUUUGUGAAUAUCUAUCAAUAUUUAAUACAGUGGUGUCGGUUUUGCCGUAAGAUGAGAGGAACUACUAGAAACCUUGAAUUAUACAUGGUGUGUCUGGGGGAAGCUGAGGAGAGUUUUCUUUUGGACCCAAAGCUCUUCCAGUUGAUCUCCAGGACCUGCGACUUGAAAUCAUAAGCAUGGAUGAGCACCAGAAGAAGCUCAACCAAAGGCACGAGGGAAGGCCCCGCAAAGUGAGGUUCAAAAUAUCAUCAGCCUACAGCGGUCGAGUGCUAAAACAAGUCUACGAGGACGGGCAGGAGCUGGAGCCCCCGGCCAAAGAGCAGUCUCGGCGUUUCCUCCGGCACAGCUUCGAGCCGGGGAACCGUCCCUGCGCGGCGGGGGACGCGGCAGAAGGCAGGCUGUGCCCGCCAGCCAAGCUGAGUGCCCAGCGGAUCAGCAUAUUCAAAGAGGAUAAGACAUACAGCCUCGCCAGCACCUCGCCUCUCUUCAGCGACUGCCCCUCGAGUGACGGCCGCUGCAGGGCUUCCCCAGUCAUAGAUUUUGGCAAGAUCAUCAUCUACACAAAUAAUCUGAAAAUCAUCCGUGCACCAAUGGACCAGAAAGAGCUCAUGAGAAGAAUCAUCCAGACUGAGGGAGUAAAUGACUGGGCCUUUAUAUACCAGGGAAGGAAAGACAGAAUUGGCACUGGGCAUAAAAAAGAGGUGGAGAAAAAGGCUGCCUGCAACCAGUAUAUGCAGGGAGGAGAUGCUGAACACACUUGUUCCCAGUGUAAAGGAUCGGGUUCUGCUCCUUGCUCGCUGUGCCAUGGAAGCAAGUUUUCAAUGCUGGCAAACAGAUUUAGAGAGUCCUACAGGGCUCUCCGAUGUCCAGCGUGCAAUGAAAGCGGCCUGCAGCCCUGCCAGAUCUGUGCUGCGUGAGCAGAGCUGCAGCAGUCCACAAGCACCACACCGAUAUUUUGUGGAGAACUUUGAAUUGUUUCAUCUUCAAGCAGCCUCGCUCUAACAGAAAGUUUUUAAAGAUGAGAAAGGCACCUUAUACAAGUCUCACCAUAAAUGCGAACACAGCACCUCUGCUACCAACUGUUCCUCGUUACACACAUCUGCUCAACUUUGCAAUCGGCCCAGACCCCGUUCUGCAAACAUGCUGCCUGUAGCCCUGUGGGGUGAACAUACCCAGGCCGCUACACGACAUGAUCUGCACUUAGAUGUGAAGAACCUGCGUAAACGUCUCCUGCAUCAGGAGCUCGGCCUGGGUCUGCCGGCACUGCCCGUCAGUGCUGUUGGCAGCGCAGCCGGAUCCCCCCCAGCAGGCACUGUGGUAGCACAACUAAAAGCAGAAUAGGCGCAGCUUGGGCACGUCGUUAGCAGUCAGGGUGUGAAGUCUGUAUGACAGCAGGGCAGAAUCAGAGUGGUGCCUCCUCUGGGUUUUAAUUUGCUGAACAUUUUAACAUUACACCGUCUUUUGUGAUUAACUCUGAACUUGCCUUGCACAAGCGUUUCCUGAAGAUUUUGCUGAUUCUUACAUCUGCGUUAACGGACAGAAGGAUUCCUGUGGGGUCUGAUUUACGGGGGGAAACUGAAAACUCUUCCCAGAUCUAGAGCUAUAAAAAUGCACGGUAAUUUAUUAUUAUAAACAGAAGUUAAUAAGUUUUUAGCCUACUUAUGAGGAAGUGCUGAACUAAAAUUCCCCUCUACAAUGCUCAGCACUUUUCAGGAUCAGGCUGGUGGUGAGCAGGAUUUCUGUUGCUUAAUAUUAAUCCCAUGUUGUAAUCUGCAAGAGGUAAACUCUAAUUAGUUGAGGUGAAGCAAUGAUGCUGAAUACUUUGCAGGCUGCCACUGGUGGUGCAGAACACAAGGGCUUCAAAAGGUGGAGGCAAACGGGAAAUUUUAUUUUAUUUUUUUCCUUCCCAUAGCCUUAAAUCAUUACAUUUCAUAUUCAUGAGUAAUGGUAACGCAGCCUUAACUCGCAUAUUACCUCUGAGACUGACGAGUUAAGAGGCUGCUCGCGCUUUCUUUGUGCUGAGGUUGCAAGCUUAGGCAGGGUAGUUUAUGGCCAAGUUUCUACUUCUCUAUGGUAGGCUAUAAAAUUUCUCCCCAAUACUUAAAUUACUAGAAAUAAUGCCCUGUUAGCUCUUAGACUUCCAUAUGUCUCCUACUGAAAUUUUUCAGUGGGUACCAAGGGUUUAAUUAAAAAUAAAUAAAAAUAUACCAGAUA
Molecule: messenger RNA, 2920 nt
Organism: Oxyura jamaicensis (ruddy duck)
Lineage: Eukaryota; Metazoa; Chordata; Aves; Anseriformes; Anatidae
Gene: GRXCR2
Product: glutaredoxin and cysteine rich domain containing 2
Exons: 3
Coding region: 883-1623 (246 amino acids)
Biological process (GO): sensory perception of sound
Cellular component (GO): stereocilium shaft; microvillus; stereocilium base
Source: RefSeq, a predicted model, not a curated record